GUUAAACGUCGACCCUCACAGAGUCUGGAUCUGUACGGACGGGCCAAGAGAAAAACCAAGAAUCGUUACUUCUUGGUGCACAUGUAUAGCAGGAACUGGUGAGGUGUGCAAUCACGUCAUUGCACUCCUUUAUAAACUGAACUAUGCUCUAAGGAACGGGUAUGUUUCUCCAUCGUGUACAAGCAUCCCUCAGGGCUGGAAUAGAGGGACAAAGAAAGAAGUGGAACCAAGUCAAUUGAGAAAGUUGCAAUUUGUUAAACAUAAGAAGUCUAGAAAGGACACAAACAGCGAUCCUGCAAAUGCUCAAGAACUGAGGAAAGCCUAUGAUCCAAGAAAACCCAGUGAUAGGGUCUUAACAAAUGAGAGGGUAUCUGCAUUACUCAAUGGAAUAAAAGAAUUUGACCCAUCAGCAUGUAUCCUGAACUCGAUAGAGCAUGCAAAAGAUGAUGGCCUCCCACAGCCUUUAAGGGAGAGGGCUACAUUGUUUAUGAGUAUUGCAGCAAACAAUGACAAAACCUGCGAGGAAAAUGCACCAUCAUUUAUCGAGAAUUGCCAAAUGAGCAAAGAGCAAGUUCGACGUAUUGAGAUAGAGACAAGGGGGCAGACGUCUAACCCAUCAUGGUACAAUCAAAGGGAAGGGAGGAUGACAGCUUCCAGCAUUCAUGAUUAUCAUACAAAAAUGGAGUCAAUUAUGAAAAGCARGAAAAAGAAUGUCAAAUAUACWCCUCUURWGCAUAAAAKUUUGAASAAGAGCAAGGACAUAUCACAUCUACCUCAAAUUAAAUGGGGAACUCAGCACGAGAAGGAUGCAAUCAAGAGUUUUCUGUCUGAUGUUGCAUCAAAGCAUGYGAAUGGCAUAAAUGGACUGAAAACCUGUGGACUUGUUGUGAAAGGGGAUUAUCCCUUCAUUGCCGCCUCACCUGAUGGAAUGCUAGUAUGCAAGUGUUGCCCACCAGCAAUAAUAGAAGUAAAGUGCCCAUAUUCAGUAAGAGAGGAUGAUAUACACCUUACAUCCACUUGCAAUAAAGUUGACUUUCUUGAAGUGGUAAGUGAAUCUCCCACAUUAAAGAAGUCACACAAGUACUACACUCAGAUGCAGAUACAGAUGUGGGUGACCGGGACACAGCAUGGAUAUUUUAUUGUUUGGACAAAUGGUGGACUGCCUUUGUAUGAGCUGGUGAAAUUUGAUGGAGACUUUUGUGCACAAGUGAUCAACAAUAUCACAUUAUUUUAUAAAUCCUAUGUGCUACCAUGCUUGUUAGGCUACAGGGACAUUUAUCUCUGUCCAAAAUGCGACAACAUCAUACUGGAAGAGCCAGAGAUAAAUGAUGCAUCAGCUGAAAACAGCAUAUGUUGUGAUAUCUGCAGCACAUGGUGGCACCUACCCUGYGCUGGUCUAGAGGAAGAUGAGGCUGAUGCACUGGAUUCGUGGGCAUGCAAUAGCUGCCUAAUUGAUGCAGUGCAGAUGGGUUCAGACAGUGACACCGAAUUAGAUGAACUCUCCCCUGGAUUGUCUGAUCUGGAAUUGGCAGAACAUCCRGCUUCUGAUGUACUCACCAAUCUUUCUGAUGAACCAAGUACGAGUGGUUUGAAUUUCAGUCAGCCCAAUGUUUGCAGUUCAUGUUCAGAUUCGUCAAUACCAGUGGGUGGUGAACACAUUUAUACUGUAUGUAAGAAUGCUGUUCAUGCAUGGUGUAGUAACCAUGAAGACAUUUCCAGUUCCUCAGAACUUGUAUGUACAUAA
This is a messenger RNA of Exaiptasia diaphana, 1744 nucleotides long. RefSeq lists its product as uncharacterized. Gene Ontology annotation, molecular function: zinc ion binding. The transcript has a single exon. The annotation marks the transcript as partial. The record is from RefSeq and is a predicted model, not a curated record. NCBI's taxonomy places the organism in Eukaryota, Metazoa, Cnidaria, Anthozoa, Actiniaria, Aiptasiidae.